Molecule: messenger RNA, 4230 nt
Organism: Orbilia oligospora ATCC 24927
Lineage: Eukaryota; Fungi; Ascomycota; Orbiliomycetes; Orbiliales; Orbiliaceae
Exons: 6
Coding region: 1-4230 (1409 amino acids)
Biological process (GO): nuclear-transcribed mRNA catabolic process; rRNA catabolic process
Cellular component (GO): nucleus
Molecular function (GO): 5'-3' RNA exonuclease activity; RNA binding
Source: RefSeq, a predicted model, not a curated record
AUGGGUGUCCCCAAAUUCUUCCGAUGGAUGUCGGAACGAUAUCCUGCUAUCUCACAACUCAUUGCUGAGAACAGAAUACCCGAGUUCGACGCUUUAUAUCUCGAUAUGAACGGUAUCAUCCAUAACUGCACACACAAGGACUCGGACAGUCCAACGUUCCGAAUGACAGAAGAGAAGAUGUUCAUAGCGAUCUUCAACUAUAUCGAACAUUUGUUCGGUAAAAUCAAACCCAAAAAGACCUUUUUCAUGGCCAUCGACGGCGUCGCCCCUCGUGCCAAGAUGAACCAGCAGAGAGCUCGCCGAUUUAGGACAGCACUAGACAACGAGAAGGCAUAUCAAAAGGCGGUCAAGGACGGCGUGGAAAUGCCCAAGGAAGACCCCUUCGAUAGCAAUUGCAUCACGCCAGGUACAGGUUUUAUGGCGAAACUCUCGGAGCAGUUGAAAUACUUUAUCAACAAGAAGGUUUCUGAUGAUGCGGAGUGGCAAGGCUUGGAAAUCAUCCUUUCCGGCCAUGAGGUUCCCGGUGAAGGUGAACACAAGAUUAUGGAAUACAUCCGGCUGACGAAAGCUCAGCCUGGAUACAAUCCUAAUCUCAGACACUGUCUCUAUGGUCUAGAUGCUGACCUUAUCAUGCUCGGCUUGCUCAGCCACGAUCCACACUUCUGCCUCCUUCGAGAGGAGGUUACUUUUGGCCGUAAUAACCAGAAGAAAUCCAAGGAACUCGAGCACCAGAACUUCUACCUCAUGCACCUUAGUAUCGUGCGUGAGUAUCUAGAACUUGAGUUCCAGGAACUCAAAGAACCUGGACUGCUGUCAGUUCCUUAUGACUUUGAACGGGUUCUUGAUGAUUUUGUUUUGCUCGCUUUCUUCGUGGGGAAUGACUUUUUGCCUCAUCUCCCCGGUUUACAUAUUAAUGAGGGUGCAUUAUCCCUCAUGUUCAAAAUUUACAAGAAGGUUUUAACCAAGGCCAAAGGCUACAUUAACGACCAUGGUCAGGUAAACCUUGAAACGUUGGGCUUAGUCCUUGACGAAAUGGAAGAAUUCGAAUACAAGGUCUUCGAAACGGAAACCGCUGAUGCUAGUUGGUUAAGAGGAAAACAGAUGAAGGACCUAGAGGCAGCUGCGAAGCCUAAAAAACAUGGCAAAGUUGUUAUGACAACAAAUCAGAAGGGGUUAUAUAAACUGGUUCGAGAAUUUAUCGAGAACCGGAAAAAGGGGGAGAUCGAUAAAUACCUUGAUAUCAAGGGCCUCAAUGCUGCUGACAGGAAAUUUGUGGAAGACCUCGCCCAGAGCCUCCGUCUCCAGUAUAUCACUAUCACCGAUGAGAAUGUCGAAAAGUUUGCUCGUCUAUCAUUUUAUCCUUCCCUCGAUGGAGACGAGGAAUUUGAGGACGAAGAGGGCCGCGCGGCCCUGGAUCGUGUUUUCAAGGCCUUUGAAAAGGCUUCUAUCGUUGAUAUUAGUGCCGAUGAGGCUAAGGCUGAAAUGGAGCGUCUCUAUCAAGAGAAAUUUAGAGCGUGGAGAGAUGGUUACUACAAGGCGAAAUUCGGAUUUGGUUUGGACGACACGGAAGAAAUGAGGGGGUUAGCUGAAAAUUAUAUCGAGGGUAUUCAAUGGGUCCUCUUUUACUACUAUCGCGGGGUCGCCUCAUGGGGCUGGUUCUUCCGCUACCAUUACGCUCCAAAAAUUUCUGAUGUGAAGAAAGGUCUCGGUGCGAAUUUAAACUUCCGCCUGGGGUCACCUUUUCGCCCGUUUGAACAGCUCAUGGGUGUGCUUCCGGACCGAAGCAAAAAAAUUGUUCCUGAACCAUACCAUGUCCUUAUGACGAGCCCAGACUCUCCGAUCCUAGAUUUUUAUCCUCGCGAUUUUGAGCUUGAUAUGAACGGGAAGAAGCAGGAUUGGGAAGCCGUUGUGAAAAUCCCCUUCAUUCAAGAGGAUCGUCUACUUGCUGCGAUGAGGACGAGGGAGCACUUGUUGACCAAAGAUGAAAUCAGCAGGAACGGUUUUGGAAUAACUCUGAAGUUUACGUACUCAGAAUCAGUCGACUCCCUUUACGCUUCAUCUAUGCCAGGUAUCUUCCCAGAUGUGUGUCAUUGCCAUUGCGUCAUGAAUGAAUUCGAGCUCCCGACUCUCGAUGGGGGCUUGAACCUCAUACAGGGUUUGUGUGAAGGUGUUCGACUGGGCCGCAAUGCCUUGGCUGGAUUUCCCAGCUUGAAAUCUUUGGAACAUACGGGGCAGCUCCUUUAUCAUAGUGUGAAUGUGUUCCAACAGGAUAGCAAGAACGAGAGCAUGGUCAUCACUCUCAUCCACCCACCAAAACCCGGCACGGUCGAAUCCAUAGCGCAAUCCAAAAUAAAUCAGCGGGUUCACGUCGGUUAUCCCUUUUUGGGAGAAGCACAAGUAUUUGCUGUAUCGGACGAACUAUUCGUCUAUACUCUCGACGCCCAAGGCCGCGUUCAAAAGAAUUCUCAUAAUGACAAGGGGCGAGACUUGUGGCGAACUAAAGCUGAUCGUAUCGAAAAUAAUUACAGCAAGAGGAUGGGUAUGAUCGUCGGAAGUGUCGACAUCGUAGUUCACGUCAACCAUCUCAAGGGGCUUCGCAGAACCGAUGAAGGGGCCAUGGUCAAGGAAUUUGAGAAUAUUAUCGGGCAAGACACCGAUUACGCGUUGCAAACUAUCGUGGAUUCAGGAAGGGUCUCCGAAGAUGAGAGAUUUGUCGAGAGAGCUGCUGUUGAUAUCGCGACUGAGUUUCCCCUCGGAUCUCGGUGCUUCUUUUUGGGUGACUAUAAUUAUGGACGCCCUCUUGAAGUUACUGGCCACCGCGAUGAUCGGGCAGAUAUUUGGAUCUCUAUUUUGAGGACCAAGGAACCAGAUUUCGGAAACCGAGUUGCUUUCCUUAUUAACACGAUGUCGGACUAUAAGCCGUCCUAUGCGGUGGCUAAGAAUCUGGGGCUCACCAGUCUUGUUCUGAGCAAAAUUACAUCUAGCUUUCAAGUGCAGGUGGAUGAUACACGCCAGAAUCUUGGUUUGAACCUCAAAUUUGAGGCCAAAAAACUCAAAGUUCUCGGAUAUUCUCGAAAGACAGGAUCCGGAUGGGAGUUCAGCAGCAAGGCGGUGGCAUUGAUUAGCGAAUACAUGCAAAAGUUCCCUGAGUUUUUCCACGGAAUCGAACGCAGGCCGACUGCCGAUAAUUACUCGGCCGAAGAUUUCUAUCCGGCGGGUACCGCGAAAGCAAAAAUUAAGGAGAUCCAGUUAUGGUUGAAGGAAAUAGAGGCUAAGAGCUUUGAGAAGGUGCCACUGGAGGCACAGCAAUUAGAUGCUGAUUCGUGCAGAAUUAUCGAAGGGGAGGCUGAUAAGUAUGUCGAGCUACUCGGGAACCCGGAAGCUAAGCAGGUCCGUGGUGUCCCUCGAAAGGCUCUCCUAAAACCAUCAGAUGCAGAGCAUCGUCUUCACGACCAGAGAUUUGACCUUGGAGACCGGAUCGUUUACGUUCAAGACUCGGGAAAGGUACCGAUCGCCACCAAGGGAACCGUUGUCGGGAUUACAAAAACAGCCCGAACCACACUAUUAGACGUCGUCUUCGACGUUUCUUUCAUGAGCGGAAGUACAUUGGGAGACCGAUGUAGUCCAUUCCGCGGAAUGACAGUCCCCUAUUCGUCGGUUUUAAAUCUUACAUCACGCCAGGUUGUCGCAAUAUCUAAGGCUAGUGCUCAAGUUGCUACUCCAAAUGGACCUCCUCAGGAUGUUAAUGGAACUCAAUUCGUUCCCGCGAGCGCCCCCCCUCCUUUGCGGGGAUCCUUCAGCGGUGCUGUCGGCGGUCGUGGAAAUGCCAAUGGCGGAGGUAAUGGGCGAGGGAAUAUCAAUGGUGGGCAAAACGGACGUGGGACCAAUGUCACGCACGGACCAGGUUCAUAUCGCGGAAACCAGAACCCCCGGGGAAGAGGAGGUCCAAAUCGUGGAAAUUAUAACGCUAAUGGUGGUGGGCCACCCACCCAACCUCAAGCUUUCAACAGAGGCGGUUUUCAAAACGGCCAGCCAGUCAUUCUUCAACGGCGGCCACAUAAUGGACCAGAACACCAACCAGCUCGUCCCCAACAACAGCAACAACAGCAAGCUUCUGAAGGGCACCACGCCGUUCCCCCUCCCCCAAACCUUAACAACUCUCGAGGGCGCGGGCGCGGGCGUGGUGGUCGAGGUAGGGCUGUCCCUGCACAACCAGCAGCUGAACAGUAG